AUUUUUGCUGACGAUCGUUGAUGUGCAGAAACAUAACGUACAUUUGUUUGUCAAACAAAACCAAAACUGCACGUAAAUUUUUGUUCAGUUUUUAGGCAAUGAGCUAUAAAACAAUAACGUAUUUACUGCGGCUGAUACUGUUUAGAGUAUAAAGUGUUACAUUCAUAUAAUUCACAAUGAAUCCUAUGACAAACGUGAAAAAUGUUUUAAAGUUAAGUGAACGUGAACUGACAGGAAAUUCCAAAAAUUCAUGGCAUGACCAAUAUAAGGACAGUGCGUGGAUAUUUGUUGGUGGAUUGCCGUAUGACCUUACUGAAGGGGAUAUAAUUUGUGUAUUUUCACAGUAUGGUGAGAUUGUCAAUAUAAAUUUGGUACGGGAUAAAGCAACAGGGAAAUCUAAAGGAUAUGCAUUUAUUUGUUAUGAAGACCAACGCUCCACUAUAUUAGCAGUAGACAACCUGAAUGGAAUAAAAAUUCUAGGGAGAACUUUACGAGUAGAUCACUGUGAGCAGUAUCGAGCACCAAAUGCCGACAUGACUAAGAUUGAUGAGCUCACGGCUUCCAUCAGGUCAGGGGGUUGUGCUCCAGUUGUCGCAACAGCACCACUAAUUCCAAAGACUGAAAUUAAACAGGAGAAAGAACCUAAAGAAAAGAAAAAAAAGAAAGAGAAGAAAAGCAAAAAGAAGAAGAAAAAGAAAUGUAAAAGUUCCAGCUCAGAUUCUAGUUCAGACUAAUAAAAAUAAACUUAAUAUUUCAAAAUAA
Pectinophora gossypiella (pink bollworm) is the source of this 762-nucleotide messenger RNA. RefSeq names its product RNA-binding motif protein, X-linked 2 (gene Rbmx2). Bases 177 to 734 code for a protein of 185 amino acids. NCBI's taxonomy places the organism in Eukaryota, Metazoa, Arthropoda, Insecta, Lepidoptera, Gelechiidae. Gene Ontology annotation, biological process: mRNA splicing, via spliceosome. The record is from RefSeq and is a predicted model, not a curated record. The transcript is spliced from 5 exons. Gene Ontology annotation, cellular component: U2 snRNP; precatalytic spliceosome; catalytic step 2 spliceosome. Gene Ontology annotation, molecular function: RNA binding.